CAAAUAUCAGGCGACCAAUAUCAGACGCCCAAUAUCAGACGCUGGAAGAAAAGGCUAUCUAAUACUUGUCACUCCAAGACUCAAUGACAAUGGAAGGCUUCCUAGUACCAGUACUGUUAAUGGUGACUUUCUGUCCUACUGGUAUUCCAGGUAACCCUGAGUGYUUGACAUGCAAGAAGUUUUCUGGCAAGCUGAAAAUGGACGAAGCAUUUGUAAACAUCACAACCAAUCUCAAAAAGCCGAUAAACUUAUUAGGAAUAUCUUCUAAUUGUUAUCUGUGUCCAUUACAAGUAUUGGCGACUAAUGUGACGAGGGAGUCACAUAUAGUGGUAUCAACACAUUAUAAGUACAAACUAGCUGUAAAUAGUCUUGACGGCUCCAGGAUAUGCAGGUAGCGCAGUCCCCGUACUUUUACUGCUAAAGUUCUCUUACGUCUUUUUGAUGACCCCCAUUGUUUAAU
This is a messenger RNA of Exaiptasia diaphana, 460 nucleotides long. RefSeq lists its product as uncharacterized. The record is from RefSeq and is a predicted model, not a curated record. Bases 84 to 395 code for a protein of 103 amino acids. Lineage: Eukaryota; Metazoa; Cnidaria; Anthozoa; Actiniaria; Aiptasiidae. The transcript is spliced from 3 exons.